Molecule: messenger RNA, 259 nt
Organism: Ambispora gerdemannii
Lineage: Eukaryota; Fungi; Glomeromycota; Glomeromycetes; Archaeosporales; Ambisporaceae
Source: the annotation of a GenBank genome assembly
AUGGAUAAAUCCUUAACCCCUGAAUAUUUGGACUGGCAUGCUAAAUUGGUUGAUUCACCAAGUCAUUUGACAGAUAAAAUCUGUUCAAGCUUAUAUAGUGCAUAUAUAGAAGAGACUGGGCUUGAUCCCUGGAUAAAGUCUGAAGCUCCUGAAUCCUCACAAAUCAAAAAGGGUGCUGUGAAACUUUUGAUUGCUACUGAGGCUGAGAAAAAAAGAUGGAGCAUGGGAUGCUUCCGUGGUGAUUUGGAGAAAGAUAUAC